GGAACACGAAAUAACAGAGUCAAGAUAUCAAUCUGGUCAAUGAAAGAUCUAAAGAUUCAAAGAUUUAAUAAGAUUCAAAACCUCCACAGGCAACUGCUUACCUCCAAUUGGGUACAUAUAUCAUGUCCCUCAUCACUAAAGGCCUCUGGAGGGUUGGACCGCUGCCAAAACCUCUAGCCUCAAUUAUCCACUUUCAACAAUCCAGAAAUCUGUUGUAUCAACAGCAGUCACGAGAUAUUUCUACAAUUCCAAGGGGAAAACGUAUACAUGUUGCUGGAGCACAUCGUUUACAGACGCUCAUCGCCAAUGGUAUCCUUCAGUCUGCAAAAAAUCCGCUGAGGAACCCAGUAACCUUGAUGGUGCCAAACAACGAUUAUAUUCGGCAGUAUGUGGAUACCGACGGCAAGAUUCAGAUGAUCCAAGAUGGUAUUGCUACUACCAUAGUAGGAGCUGUCGAUAUGGAAGUUCUCCCUUUCUCAAUGGAAUUUUCUGUUCCUCCUGAAACAUUCCCUCCUGCUAAGAACUUAAAGUACAAGCGUUUAUUGAUGGAUACGGCCCUGAAUGAAGAUGAUUCUUUAGUUGAUGACGUCUCUUCGCUACUUAACAAUGUUCCUCGUACUCUUGACCUGAAGAAAAAAGCAACCAAACCGGCGCGGUUGCCAAUCUCGGAUAUGAAGGUCUGCGAUUUAUCUUAUUUUCUUGAAUUGAACGCGUCAUUUUGUGAAAAAGGGAUGGGAAAACCUGUGGAAAAGGAAGAUAUAGUAGAGAUUCGAGCACCGCCAAAAGAUUCGGAUAUUAAAGCUGUGCCUGUAACUCACAUGGCCAAAAUAAAUACUGACCCUAUUGAUUAUUUGAUCUACGGCGAACGACCUAGAGAUAUAAUCAAAUUUUUCAAGAACAUCAAACACAGACUUCAUCCCUCUUCUGUGGUGGUGAUAGUAGGGAACAACCCUGGUCUGGUUCAAGAUCUAUACAACCAAGUGUUUCCAGAUAUAUCAAAACGACCAAAUUUCGUUGAAUGCAUCAAUGCCACGCAUAUGGGAGAAAAUUCGAUUACAGGAAUUUGGGACACGCUCCGUUCCAUCCCGAUAGUCAAAGGAAAGCUUCUUCUGGGGCCACUCGCACGAACCUAUGACGAUGGUAUGACUCCAGGUGAAGUGGAAAAGAGGGAGCAGGAAGUGGAGUGCCUUGUUAACAGGGUAAUGGAUGCACCCCUGUUUGGCGCAGAAAGAAUCGAUAGGCGUGGGCUAGAGAGAUAUAAACUCAAGAAGCUAGUUGCGCGGGCUGUCAUUUAUCCUCUCACCGUUGCGUUUAACUGUAUGAUGGGCGAGAUCUUUUCAACCGAAGAACGAGUUACAGAAGCCAGACUGUUAUUUGACGAAGCUUGUGCAGUGAUCCAAUCUGUCGACGAAACAUUGACUCGUCGAAUUCUCUUGGACAACUUAUUAUGGGCAGUAGUCAGACAGCCGAAUAUACGUCCUAUCAUGUUGAAGUGUGUCGAUCUCGGCUUUGACACAAACAUUGAUUUAGACAACGGCUGGAUCAUAAAAAAUGCACCAAAGGGUAUGGCUCCUAUGAAUACUAAGUACAGCAACAUUGUCAAAGAGAGAGCUAGGGAAUCAGCAAAAGCUAUCGCAGCCGAAAAAGAAGAGGCUGCAAAGGCAGAAGCGCGACUUAAAGUGGCAAGAGAGAUGAUCGCAAAGAGAAUGAAGGAGAACGAUACCGAGGAGGUAAUCAGAAGGGGCUUCAAAAGAUUUGCUUUCGGGCAAAAGAUCGAAGCUCCAUUGAAUGUCCCGGAUAAAACAUACUACAGAACUAGAAGUCCCAUGGAAGCUUCUGGUAUUUGGGGAAAGCUAGAAGCUCCUUUUCUUGAUCCAGUUAAGGGAGGGAAUGAAAGUGAUCCGCCUGCUCGUGUUGGGGGAGGUGGAGAUGCUGUUAUACAGAAGACUAGCGAGUAGAGCGUGGAAAAAGAAAAUAGAGGGGAUAAUGAAAAAGCACAAGUGUAGAAUAUCUAAAAAUAUCGAGGUAGAAAUUGCACAAUGGAUGGGCAACACAUUGUGGUUUGCACGAGGAAAGGUCAGGUGAAGGAAAUGGUGACUAUGGGACCCUGAGUAUUUUUUUUUUUCGUCGAGAGAUAUUCUAUUGGUGUGUAGAAAUCGCGGUUGAAAUCUCUCUCUACGAUACUCAAUGAUGAAGAUUGCGAACUGCCUCCUAGUGCCGAAGAGAGCCAUGGCCAUGGCCAUGCGGUUCGCCGGAAAAAUACAAAGAAUAUAGUCUAAUCCACGAGUGAAAGUCUUUGACUCUAUUUCCGUCUUCUUUCUCCGCAUUGCUCUUCAAUUUUACGCACGUUGUGUCACUUUCGAUGUGCCCUCCCUUUCGUGGAAGCGAGAAAUUGCAAUCCGAACAGUCCAAACGCGUUUUAGAUGAAAAGGAUUUUCUAUUAUUUUAUUUGUAUCAGAUACUAUUUGUCAAUAAUAUAUAGACUCAUUGAUAUUCAAUAAAUAAAUAUA
This is a messenger RNA of Botrytis cinerea B05.10, 2510 nucleotides long. RefSeq lists its product as hypothetical. Gene Ontology annotation, molecular function: NADP binding; 2-dehydropantoate 2-reductase activity. Lineage: Eukaryota; Fungi; Ascomycota; Leotiomycetes; Helotiales; Sclerotiniaceae. Bases 123 to 1958 code for a protein of 611 amino acids. The transcript is spliced from 2 exons. The record is from RefSeq and is a predicted model, not a curated record. Gene Ontology annotation, cellular component: mitochondrion; cytoplasm.